AUGGCGGGCGUUCGCGAUCCGGCGUUCUGGCGACGCUUUUCCAUGGCGGUGCAUUUGGAUGAAGAGAAAGCCACCAUUCCGGACGCCAGAUCAGCGUCGACUACAUCUUCAAGAGCGCCCUUGAAACAUGCGGACUCGUGGCUUGAGCGCAAUCGGAGGAAACAGCGUCGAACCCGAAUUGUUGGAUGGAUAAUUGCCUUUGGAUUUCUCGCUCUAAUUGCAGCAAUUGUUCUUGUUUUAUUGUGGUUUUCCAAAGUCGGACCAUUCAAGUCGAAGUCGUCAUGA
Messenger RNA from Rhinocladiella mackenziei CBS 650.93, 285 nucleotides. RefSeq lists its product as uncharacterized. The transcript has 2 exons. The coding region runs from base 1 to 285 and encodes 94 amino acids. The record is from RefSeq and is a predicted model, not a curated record. Lineage: Eukaryota; Fungi; Ascomycota; Eurotiomycetes; Chaetothyriales; Herpotrichiellaceae.